AUGGAGGGGAAGAAAGGAGCAUUGCCCAACCAGCAUCGCCUCACGUCUUCAUCUCCAACAACAACGAAAGUAGAGAGAAAGUUCAAAGAUCAAGAUUUUUAUUUCAUUUAAAAUCCAUCUCCUUAACAUUAAAUUAAAAUGGGUCUAUCGAUACAAGUUGUAAGACCGAUAAUUCAGCAUUCAAGACCUGGUCGAUGGCUACUUCAAAUUCAAGUGCCACUUACCUUAACACAACUCGGGCUAAUCGACUCCCAGGCCAGGCCUAACUAG
Molecule: messenger RNA, 270 nt
Organism: Populus trichocarpa (black cottonwood)
Lineage: Eukaryota; Viridiplantae; Streptophyta; Magnoliopsida; Malpighiales; Salicaceae
Source: RefSeq, a predicted model, not a curated record